Messenger RNA from Opisthocomus hoazin, 5538 nucleotides. Lineage: Eukaryota; Metazoa; Chordata; Aves; Opisthocomiformes; Opisthocomidae. The record is from RefSeq and is a predicted model, not a curated record.
AUGGAUUCUACAGGAUAUAAUUUGAAGAAAGUUGUUCAUAAUGAUGCCAGUGCGGAUGCUAGUAGUGGUGAUAAUGAUAGUGAGUGUAGCGGCAGUGUGAAAAUGGGCUUCAUUCCAACAAAGGAAGAUAAAGAGCCUGGGAUUACAAGUAACAGUGAUGAGGAGGAGGAGACCAGUGACAAAGAGGAAGCAGUUGUUAUGCAGAUGCUUAAAGAAGAGAAAGAUAGAGAAAAAGAAGCAGAAGACCCAGAUUACAGUAACACUUACAGUAUCUCAGACACUGAAGAAGAGAUACAGCAGGCAUCACAAACUGAAGGCAAAGAUUUCAGAGUUCUCCAGAACAAACGUAAUUCCCAAAGGCCUGAAAUAAGGAAACAUGUUGAAUUUCUGAAGAAGUUGAGGCUACACAUUUGGGCAUCCCUAUCAAGAGCUCAGUAUGUCAGUCUGUUGAAAGACUUUGUUGAGUCUGAAUUCUUUGUGAUAGAUGGGGAUUCCUUAAUACUUAUGUUUUCAGACAAGGAAACACAGUAUCUGAACUUCUUCUACCAAAUUGAAUGCUUCCUGCAGGAUUUCACUGAAAAAGGAGCCAAAUACGUCAUUGUUUUCUUCAAGGAUGCAGAACAGAUGUACUUUCCAUAUCCUCAUUUUCUUUUCUUACGUACUGCAUUAAUAGAGCACCUGAGGCAUAACACAGGCACCGCUGUUCAUACAGAAUUUUCCAAUUGUUUAUCAUCCAGAUGGGAGAUUUUCCUGAAGAAGAGCUAUCCUUACUUCAUCAUGGUAUCUGACAUAGGACUGACCUCUCUCCAGACAGACUAUUUAUCUAUUUUAAUUGCUCAUUCAUUGUCAAAGAAAAUCAACAUUGUGCUUGCUUCAGGGCAGGAGUAUGAUAUUCUUAGAGUUUAUGGAUAUCAUGUUCAGAAUAUGUAUAAACACAGAUUAUUUUUUCAAAAGUAUGAACAAGAUCUGCGACAUGCCUGUGAAAACCUAGUCAGGUGCAAAGAACUAUUUGUGUGUUCAUAUGAACAUCUCACGCUGAGUCUGGACAGCAUACAAAAAGAGGUUCACCAGACUGUCUGUCUGUUGAAACGACUAUGGCCUGAAGGAUCUGACAUUCGGCGUGUGGUCUGUGUUCUUGCUUGUGCCGUGGGAUUAAAAAUACACAGCAACAUGUUGAAAAAUGCAUGUACUUCCAUGGGAACAAAGACAAAGAAAUCAGCAAGAGGAAGAAGUAACCCCCUGUCUCCAGAAGCAGCAGCUGACCUCUGUAGAAUGCAAUGUCUUACAGUGGCUUUUCUUCUUCAUAUGCCUCUUUCACAGAGAGCUCAGAUUAGGGUCAUGAAAUCCUACUGGACUAAGCAAAUUCUACCGUUAAUAAAAAUGCAACAGUUGUGUACACAUUUUGCUCUGACACAGCUAACUAAUACAAACGAUUGGAAAUUGGAUUUAACUUACCUGCCUGACUUAAAUGAUGAUUCACUGCUCAUAAAUCUUGCACAUUACUAUGAGGUCGAAUACACUGAAGGAUUAGAGUUCAAAAAGGAAUUGGGGAAAGAAAUGGAGAGUGAAUACCAAUGUUUAUGGAACACUGUGACGACAUUGGCUGCGAAUUACAGUUUUGGAGAUGCCUUCCCAAUACGAAAGACCUCCGAACUAUUUCUUGAACAGAAACAGACAUUAUUUAGAGACUAUGAAGAAAAAAUUCCUAACAUUGGGCUAAUCUCAGUGAAAUCUGAUCUUUUUAAAGAAUAUGCUGGAGAUGUUUUGAAGGACCUGCCUGUUUUAGAAAGCAAUGAUCCUGCAGUUACUUCACUUAUUAACUACAAGAAAUUUGAUGAGCUUCUUCACUGGCAUUCUUGCAGACCUUUGACUGAAGAAUAUGAGCGAGUACGGUGCAAUGCUGAUGCAAAAUCCAAAGAUCCAGAAGAAAGAAGACAGAUACAAAAGUUACAGACUUUUCAUCAUUUUUAUGGAAGCACUUUGGAAGACGACGCUUCCAAACUUAUUGUACAUCAAGAGCAUGUAAGAUGCUUGCACACAGUGAUAGUUAGUUCUAAAUAUCUUCAUUUUAUCGGAUAGAAAAGUAAAGCGGAAGAAAUUGCAGAGGAAAACAACAGGCGACUAAAAAUUAAGGAAGAAGAGAAAGAACAGGAGCAAUGGAAAGCUUUGUGUAUACAGACUGAAAAGGAAAUAAAAGCAAAUGUGAUUGUUGGAAUAAAUAAAUUGGAGAAGUUCCUCAAGACUCUUAAAUCUGUGAAGUUCAGCGUAGAAAUGACAGGACUGUCUGCCUGCUUAGAAGUAUGGAAGGAACACUGCAGAGAGCAAGGUAAAAAGUCUAAAGAUUUAAGUAAAGCUGUUCAAGUAAUGAGGAGAAUUCAUAUCCUCCUUGAAAAAUACCAAGAUCUCUUGGAGAAACCACAUCUACAAAAGCUGACCAGAUACCUAAGACUUCUUGGAUUUGAGAAUUUGGCAUACUCUCUAUCUGGCCAGAUGAGGAACUAAAGGAAGGAUCAGCAUGUAAGCAACUAUGCUAUCGAAGUGGGUCCAGCUCACUUUCAGCUACAAUACAUGGAUUAUUACUUACUCAGAGAAGAGAGAAAUGAUCCAGAUCCCCGAGUGCAACGUUUCAUACCAGACACAUGGCAGCGAGAACUUCUUGAUGCUGUAGAUAAUAAUGAGUCUGCGGUGAUCGUUGCUCCCACUUCAUCAGGAAAAACAUAUGUAUCAUACUAUUGCAUGGAAAAAGUUCUGAAGACGAGCAAUGAUGGAGUAGUUGUGUAUGUUGCUCCUACAAAGGCGCUUGUAAACCAAGCGGUGGGAACUAUAUACAGUCGAUUCACCAAGAAACUUCCUGAUGGAGUGGUAAUGUGUGGAGUGUUCACACGAGAUUAUCGCAAUGAUGUAAUGAAUUCUCAGAUACUAGUGACUGUGCCUCAGUGUCUAGAAAUCUUGAUGCUGUCUCCUCGUUCCCAGAAAUGGACCAAACGGAUACAAUAUGUUAUAUUUGAUGAGGGCCAUUGUCUUGGCGGUGAAAUUGGAGCAGAGGUUUGGGAGCAUCUUCUGGUAACAAUUCGGUGCCCGUUUUUGGCGCUCUCUGCUACUGUCAGUAACCCGGAACACCUAACUGAGUGGUUACAAUCUGUGAAAAGGUAUUGGCAACGUGCUGGGAAGACAAUAGAGAGAAGCUCUAAAAACUCUGAAAAGAACUGUACAGGAAAAUGUAAAGUGAAAUGUAAAGUACAAGAACAAAAGAAAUCAUAUCGUGUUAGACUAGUCUUGUAUGAGGAAAGAUACAAUGAUUUGGAAAAGUAUGUGUGUUCUCCAAAGGGCAGUGAUUUUAUCAUUGAACAUUGUCAUCCAUGUGCUGCAUUAACAGUCAAUCAUAUUGAGAACUAUGGUGUUCCUUCAGAUCUCUCCCCACGAGAGAGCAUCCAGCUUUAUGACACAAUGGUAAAAGUCUGGCGAGAGUGGCCAAGGGCGCAGGAGCUAGAUCCUGAGGAAUUUGUCUGUUUCAAGAAUAAAGUAGUAAUUAAAAAGGGAGACGUGAGGAAAUAUGAACAGGAACUGAAGAAAGAACUAUGCAAAUGGAUUGUUCUUGGCCAAAGACAGAAGGUGAAUGAGCUACUGGAGCACCUUAAGCCAAAACCUGUGGAUUGCUCAGAACAGGAAAAGUGGAAGUGUUUUGCAAGCUUUGUUGAUAAAUUACAUGAGAUGGAUAAGUUGUCUGCCAUAUUUUUUAUAUUUAAUGUGGAUUCAGUGGAAUGUGCAGCCAGGAAUGUAUUCCUCAAUUUGCGGAAAAAACAAAGAAGUGAACAAGACCCUAAUGCAGAGAGGGAAAAAGAACAUUUAAUGGAUGAACUAAGGAAAGUGAAAAAAAGGCUAAUAAAAUUCAACCCUCAGGAUACCAAAAAGUUGUGCUCCAGUAAAAUGGAAAACAUGGUACUUCUUUUGACUAGAAAAAAACAGUUAGAAAAAAGACUUAAAAGGCAAACUGCUAUCCCUUCUGCAUGUACUUACGCUAAUCCUAAGGCAGUGGAUGAAGAUACUUUGAGGAGGAUUUUUCAUCGACUUAGGUUUGAGAGAAGAGGUUAUCUACAGCAAAUAAUGGCACUGAGAGGCAUUGGGUACCAUCAUGGAUCUAUGGCUGCCAAGGAAAGACAAGUAGUGGAGAUGCUUUUCAGGAUGGGAUAUAUCAAGGUAGUCACAGCUACUUCAACACUUGCUCUAGGAAUCAACAUGCCAUGUAAAUCUGUUGUCUUUGCUGAAGAUUCUGUCUUUUUAGAUGCCCUAAAUUACAGACAGAUGUCAGGACGUGCUGGAAGACGGGGACAAGAUAUGAUUGGAAACGUGUUCUUCUAUGAUAUCCCACUGCCCAAAGUUGAAAGACUUAUGAAAUCCAAUGUACCUCAGUUGAAAGGCCAGUUUCCUCUGACUAUUUCCUUAAUAUUGAGACUCAUGCUGUUGGCUGUGAAGGCUGAUGACAAAGCAGAUGCCAAAGCAAAGGCAUUGUCAGUGUUGAAGCAUUCAUUGAUGUCAUUCAGAAAAGAAAGAUAUGCUGAAAUAUUAAAAAAUUAUUUCAUGUUUUCCUUGCAAUUUCUUAUCAAAGAGAACUACUUGGAUCAAGAAGGUAACCCCAUAGGAUUUUCUCGACUUGUGACACACUUGCACUAUUAUGAACCUUCAAAUUUUGUUUUAGUGAGCUUUCUUGUGAAAGGUUUAUUCCACAAAUUGUGCCAGCCAAUUAAAGGCUCAACUGUUUUUUCAGAAGAUGUCCUGGAAAAGCUAGUUCUCAUUCUAGCAAACCUAUCUGGGAGAAAAUAUCUGCCAGCCUGCUCAAUGAAAUACAAACACAAAUUUUGUCAGUCAAAGGUCUUUCUAGAAGGUCUGCCAGAAGACUUUGCAGAUGCUGUAAAUGAGUACAACACCAAAGUAAAGGAGAAUUUUGCUCGUUUUCUUAUGACAACUGCCAAGCUGGCAGAUAUGAAACAAGAAUACAAACUUCCACUGUCAAAGACAGAUUUUACAUCUAAGAAUUGGCGUGGCUCUGAACUAGCGUCUUAUUUGAUGGACAACACCAAAAGCAUAUCUGCCAUCUCACCUUUUGCAUGUUUAUCUGGAGUGGUUGAUAACGAUCUAUUUCAUGGGGAGAUCAUUAAUAAAGCUGUCUUACGUUCCCUUGGAGUUAAUGUCACAAACUGCCCCCUGCUUUACUUGCACAAGUAUGAUAAUCAGGGAAGAAGGAGGCCACUCAAUGCAUAUGCACUGGACUUUUAUAAGCAUGGUUCCUUGAUUGCAUUGACAAUGGAUAACUGGUUAAAUGAAGGAGAUGCUUACUGCGCACUCAAAGAUUUUUCACUCCUCAUUAAGUCUAUUGGGACAUCCCUGAGUGAACUGUGUGAUGACCCAAAUGAUAACAUUCUUCUGGCAUUUCAACAACUGGGUGAAAUCUAUGAAAAGAAACUGAAAUUUUACAAUGGUGUAUUUUCACAAAAAGAUGAACUAUCUGCUUCAAAGUUUAACACUAUCAAACUCUCAUGA